Messenger RNA from Lathyrus sativus (Indian pea), 2142 nucleotides. The record is from the annotation of a GenBank genome assembly. NCBI's taxonomy places the organism in Eukaryota, Viridiplantae, Streptophyta, Magnoliopsida, Fabales, Fabaceae.
AUGGCCUUCUCCACCACUUCUCUCCUUUCCACAAACUUCUUAGGAGCAAGAAACAUCCCAACCCCCAAAACAACCAAACCCUCCAUUUCACUACCACUUUUCUUCAAAACCAAAUUCUCUAACUCUCUAAAACCAAAUAAUGAUAAUAAAAAUUCAGAACCACUCAAAUCCGCAGCUGUUUCCGCUCUUAUCUUAUCCUCUAUCUCUCUAAACCUAACUCCGGCGGCUCUCGCCGUUGAUAAUUCCACAUUACCUCCACCACAACCACCGGUUCUCGAAGCACAGCCAAAUCAAUUAAACCCUACAAACUCAUCUUCACCGUUCUCUCCAAACAUUUCACUCACAGCACCCAAGCCUCAAGCGCAAUCUUCCUCCGAUCUCCCCGACGGUAGCCAGUGGCGUUACAGCGAGUUUUUGAAUGCGGUUAAGAAGGGGAAGGUUGAGAGAGUUAGGUUCAGUAAAGACGGUGCUGUUCUUCAGUUAACCGCCGUUGAUGGACGGAGAGCGAACGUUAUCGUUCCUAACGACCCUGACCUUAUCGAUAUUUUGGCUAUGAAUGGUGUUGAUAUUUCUGUUUCUGAAGGUGAACAAGGGAACGGUUUGUUCAAUUUUGUUGGUAGUUUGUUAUUGCCGUUUCUUGCUUUUGCGGGUUUGUUCUUGAUUUUCCGUCGGGGUCAAGGAGGACCCGGUGGGCCUGGUGGGCUUGGAGGCCCCAUGGAUUUCGGUAGAUCGAAAUCGAAAUUCCAAGAGGUGCCGGAAACUGGAGUGACUUUUGCUGAUGUGGCUGGUGCUGAUCAGGCUAAGCUUGAGCUACAAGAAGUUGUUGAUUUCUUGAAGAAUCCUGAUAAGUACACUGCUUUGGGAGCUAAGAUUCCAAAAGGGUGUCUUCUGGUGGGUCCACCGGGAACUGGGAAAACAUUGUUGGCGAGGGCGGUAGCAGGGGAAGCUGGUACACCGUUCUUUUCGUGUGCGGCUUCGGAGUUUGUGGAGCUUUUUGUGGGAGUUGGUGCUUCUAGAGUUAGGGAUUUGUUUGAGAAGGCGAAGUCGAAGGCGCCGUGCAUUGUGUUUAUUGAUGAGAUUGAUGCAGUUGGGAGACAGAGAGGAGCUGGAAUGGGUGGCGGGAAUGAUGAAAGGGAACAGACUAUUAAUCAGCUUUUGACUGAGAUGGAUGGAUUUUCUGGUAAUUCAGGUGUUAUUGUUUUGGCGGCUACUAAUAGACCUGAUGUUCUUGAUUCUGCAUUGCUUAGACCUGGAAGGUUUGAUAGGCAAGUUACCGUGGAUAGACCUGAUGUUGCCGGUAGAGUUAAAAUCCUUCAGGUGCAUUCUAGAGGAAAAGCACUUGCAAAGGAUGUUGACUUUGAUAAAAUUGCCAGGAGAACUCCAGGAUUCACAGGGGCUGAUCUUCAGAAUCUGAUGAAUGAAGCUGCUAUUCUUGCAGCCAGGCGCGACCUCAAGGAAAUAAGCAAAGAUGAGAUAUCUGAUGCACUUGAAAGGAUCAUUGCUGGACCAGAAAAGAAAAACGCCGUUGUCUCAGAAGAGAAGAAGAAAUUAGUAGCCUAUCAUGAGGCUGGCCAUGCUUUAGUUGGCGCUUUGAUGCCUGAAUAUGACCCUGUAGCCAAGAUUUCCAUUAUACCUCGUGGCCAAGCUGGUGGUCUCACCUUUUUUGCUCCCAGCGAAGAGAGGCUCGAGUCUGGAUUGUACAGUAGAAGCUACUUGGAAAAUCAGAUGGCAGUUGCACUUGGAGGAAGGGUCGCAGAAGAGGUUAUAUUUGGCCAGGAAAAUGUCACCACUGGGGCAUCAAAUGAUUUCCAGCAAGUUUCACGAGUGGCGAGACAAAUGGUUGAGAGAUUUGGGUUCAGCAAAAAAGUCGGACAAGUUGCCAUCGGCGGGGGUGGUGGAAACCCAUUCUUGGGACAACAGAUGUCAUCACAAAAAGAUUAUUCCAUGGCAACUGCCGAUAUAGUGGAUAAGGAAGUUAGAGAACUGGUAGAGAAAGCAUAUGUGAGGGCAUCAGAAAUUAUCAACACUCACAUUGACAUUCUUCACAAGCUUGCUCAACUUCUCAUAGAGAAAGAAACAGUUGAUGGUGAAGAGUUCAUGAGUCUAUUUAUUGAUGGAAAAGCAGAAUUGUAUGUUUCAUAA